Molecule: messenger RNA, 2055 nt
Organism: Fonsecaea multimorphosa CBS 102226
Lineage: Eukaryota; Fungi; Ascomycota; Eurotiomycetes; Chaetothyriales; Herpotrichiellaceae
Exons: 2
Coding region: 1-2055 (684 amino acids)
Biological process (GO): transmembrane transport
Cellular component (GO): membrane
Molecular function (GO): sulfate transmembrane transporter activity
Source: RefSeq, a predicted model, not a curated record
AUGAAGGUCGUCGAGAGGGUGAAGGAUGAUUUCAAGACCGAUGCUACCUGGAACCGGAUCGCCCGUUAUGGGGCUCAGGGCCUGCGUGCCACUCCAAGGGUGGCGGCAAGAUAUGUCGCUGAAAAGGCGCCCAUCGUCGACUGGCUGCCUCGAUACAACUAUCGAUGGCUACUGACCGACUUUGUGGCUGGCUUGACCGUGUCGCUCAUGUUGAUCCCCCAAGGUCUGGCCUAUGCCAAAAUCGCAAAAAUCCCCGUCCAGUAUGGUCUCAUGUCCUGCUGGGCGCCCGCGGUUAUCUACGCCGUUAUGGGCACGUCAAAAGAUGUCUCAACUGGACCGACUUCAUUGAUCGGGUUGAUGACGGGCCAGGUCGUGGACGACCUCACAAAGGAAGGAUAUGCUCCAGAGGCAAUCUCAUCUGCGGUCGCCCUCUCCAUGGGCAUCUACAUGGCCGGUCUCGGUGUCUUGAAGUUGGGCUUUCUGCUCGAUUUCAUUUCCUACCCAGUGCUGACCGGCUUCAUCUCCGCCGUUGCCAUCACCAUUGGCCUCGGCCAAGUCGCCAAUCUCAUCGGCGAGGACAACGUGGGCAGCGGCGUCGCUAACCAGAUUCGUGACAUCCUGACCAAUUUCGAUACUUGCAAUGGACGUGCUGCCGGGAUCGGUUUUGCUGGCAUCAUCCUCCUAGUCGCCCUGCAAAAGGUCGGCGAGAAAUGGGGCAGCAAGAACAAAUUCAUCUGGUUCCUGUCCAUCACUCGGGCUUUCAUCUGUCUUCUUCUAUUCACCGGCAUCAGCUACGGCGUCAACAAGGGACGCAGUAGCAAAGACUACCUGUUCGAUGUCAGCAAGAUCCCAUCCCUCGCCAUCCGCACUCCCAAGCCAGUCGACGCUAACCUGCUUGGGAAAGUUGCUGGUCGCAGCAUUGCCGCUUUUCUGGGUGCCUCCAUUGAGCAUCUUGGAAUUUCCCGUGCCUUUGGCCUCAGAAACAACUAUGUCAUCGAUCCCAGUCAAGAGCUUUGCUAUCUUGGGGUGACCAACAUCUUCAACAGUUUCUUCACGGUCAUGGGUGUUGGUGGCGCCAUGUCCCGAACGGCCGUCAACUCCCAGUGCAAUGUCAAAUCCCCGCUUUCUGGCCUGGUCUCCACUGGUGUCAUCGUUCUCUCCAUCUACAAGCUGACCGGAGCCCUGUAUUGGAUUCCAAAGGCGACGCUUGCUGCUAUUGUCAUCACGGCCAUCUGGCCACUCAUCGGCAAACCAAGCACUUACUACCAUUUCUGGAAAACCUCAUUCGCCGACUUUGUUACAGCCAUGGUGGCAUUCUGGGUGUGUCUGUUCACCUCGACUGAGAUUGGUAUCGCCAGCGCGGUGGGUUGCAACGUGGUAUAUGUCUUGCUCCGACAAGUCUUCAAGAAGCCGAAGACGGUCGGAGCAGACUCGCGUUCGGAACUCGCGGCUUCUUUGGAUGCCGCACGCGGGCUGCCGCCCCAUAUUCCUCCGGACACUCGGGUGUUCCGCUUUGAAGAAUCCUUCUUUUUCCCCAACAUCCAGAGGGUCAAGACCAACAUUCUGGACGUCAUCCAAACUUACCACGCUCCAGAAUACAAUAGCCGCAACGGAGAGGAGCGUGAACGGAACUGGUCCGUCGAGGGAGAGAAACGUAUCGCACGGCUGCGCAGGAAGGCCAAGACCCAAGGAGAAAGCCUACCGCCGAUCAAUGUGGUGAUCCUUGACUUUUCAAAGGUCAACUACUUCGAUACCAGCGGUGUAGUAGGUCUGAAGAACUUCUUCUCUGAGCUGAGACACUAUGCCGGCGACGGCACCGAAGUCCGGCUCGUUAAUCUCAACGAUAUGACUCGCGAGCGCUUUGAGCGGGCGGGCUGGACCUUGCUGGACGGGGACGCUUCAUUCGACACCUCCAAGCCGACGUCGGUGAGGGUGUUCCGAACUGUCGCCGAUGCUGUUGUGGCCUCCAGACAGGACCAUGAAAUCUGCGAGGUCGUCGUCAAGACGGACAGCAGUGAGGAGAACACAACAAUCACCCAUCGUGAGAAGAUGUAA